Molecule: messenger RNA, 4235 nt
Organism: Physella acuta
Lineage: Eukaryota; Metazoa; Mollusca; Gastropoda; Physidae
Biological process (GO): proteolysis
Molecular function (GO): metalloendopeptidase activity; zinc ion binding
Source: RefSeq, a predicted model, not a curated record
UUUUAGCAAACGGCACUUGACCGUGGAGAUCUUCCACCGUCUUCGUUGUACCUUUGUUGAUCACAGACGAGGAACUCUUCCAUCAAAGAUGAUGCUCAUACAAGCAGCUUUCACGCUACUUCUCUUGCAACUGGCUCUAGCGAAGUCAGACAAGUCCCACAAGGGGACUGAGCAGCUAAUCAGAGUGUCGCAGAAAAAUCCUAAAGCUAAUCUUGGAGCUAAAAGGGAUCAGAUCAACAAACUUGAAGAUGAAAAAAACCACGAAACCCGAUUCGAGGGCAAGGCUCGCAAACUGCGAAUAAUUCAAGCAAUCGAGACUCAGAAAGUCUCCAACGCCGAAGACAGCAGCCGCGAGAGGACAGACAACGCUACUGAAAACGAGGCUGUUGUUGAUAGUAUUGACGCUAUGGCGGCUCAAAAUGAGGCCGCAGCUAUGAUAACCGCCCGCGUGUACGAAGAGAGGGACAAUGAAUAUUCCCAGAACGUCAUCAUGAAGAAGAGGGAGGUGGACAGAAAACAUCUGCACGCUGUACAGCAACAGACAACACCACCCGCUCCACAAGCACCAACUCAAGACGAAGAUGAGGGAGCAAAGGAAAUCGUUUGGGACUUCACAAGGAAAAAGCGAGCGGUCCACAACUAUGAUGUCAACUGGGUGGACAAAAUUCCCUAUGUUAUUCACUCAACAUACCAAGCAUACGGCCCUUACUACACGACGCUGUUAAAAAGAUCUCUACAGUACAUCAUGGACAAUGUAUGUCUGACAUUUGUUGAUGAAACCAGCAGAUGGAACUCUAGCGACCCCAACUGGUUCACCAAAAACGGUUACACCUAUGACACCUACAUUUCAGUCCAGGCCAGCACAGGGUGUUCAGCUUACAGUGGACCAGGAAGUGGUGUUGGAAAUUCACCCAGAAUUGUCUUUCCUUGCCAGGAUUUCGUGAUUAAUUUGCACGAGAUAAUGCACACGUUAGGCGUCGCCCACACACAUCAAGGCUUUCUCAGGGAAAAUUACAUCACAAUUAACGUAGAUGAUAUUCAAAGCAGUCUCAUCUACAGCUAUGACAACUUUCCCGAAUCAUCUAAAUUUGUCAACUUAUUCUUUGAUCCAUCCUCUGCCCUAAUGUAUGGCGCUAGGACUUGGUCAAGGAACGGUAAUGAAGCGUACACGCCAAUCAGGGACGAUCUUUUUAACACUAUCACCUCGGUGUCAGCGGACUCUGUCAACUUUCUUGAGCUUGUUCAAGUACUGAAAUGUACCGAAAGAUAUUGUGGGGGAAACACGGUCGACUGCGCACCCGGAUAUUACAGCUAUGUGAAAGGCGUCUGCCGAUGUGUGUGCCCGGAUGAAUUUGAUAUCACCACAAACUGCAAGACACUGAAAAAUGGACCUUCGCCACUCGUUCAAUGGCCUAAAACACCAAUGGUCGUCUUCGCUGGAGGACCCUCUCAUAGCUGCCCAACAGGAUUCGAUCCCACACCUGGCUGGUUCUCCUUCACUGGCUCCAGUGCCAUGAGCCAGUCCCCGGCCGCUCCUGUCCAGUACCCCGUGUCUGGAACCACAAACAGUUUUCCAGUCUGCACCAGAAACUUACCUGCAGGAACCACACCUGACUGGGAGUCCUGGCCAGCCGGCGGUCAAUACUGUUUCAUUAAACCUGCAGGUGUAAACUGUGGGGGAGCUUUCACCGAAGCGGGAGGUUAUGCCGUGUCCACUGCCAGUAUUUCCACCAACGGUUCAAUCGGUGACAUCACCAUCUCCUCCAAUAACGUGAGCAUCAAGGCCUGCUGCAGGUACCAAGAGUUUUCAAACAUCGCCAUCGACUUACCUGACGGCGAGCCGUUCAGACUGUUGACUAGAAACUCCUGUCCAUCGAUCAGAGGUCUUAAGGCGUACAACUCAAGGCUCAACAUGUGGACCACCAACAGUGGUGUGUUUGGACCCGCUGACUCCCCCUUCUGGUGGUUCUCUACCUCCCUCACCACCUACUCCUGCUACUACCAGCCCGGUGUCUAUGGAUGCAAUGAGCUGGUAACUCUAGACGCCAACAACCGUUCUGUGACCAUCAGGACUCCGUUUCUACCUACAGACUACAGGGAGCCAAACAGGCGAUGCCUCUACGUUUUCAGUUCCCCGCCCAACUCCCAGAUCCUGAUCACCUUCAACAGAUAUAGUUUAUCAACAACUCAAGAUGACUUUUUGGUAAAAAAAUAUCAUCCAUGGCAAGUGGCCUUCAAACUAGAUAACGCGAAUUAUCCAGCACAAAUUCUGAGUGAGUCGAACUACUUGUCUGCUGAGGCCUUUAUGGGAUACAGUGCUACCACCAACUACGGUGUCAAUUUUACAGCACAAGUUAUUUUACCUGAAGACUACUGCUAUGAUUCUGCAACAAAUGGCGCGGACUACCGAGGAAAAACUGCCAUUUCUGAAACAUACGAGCCCUGUAUAGAGUGGUCGCAGGCUGUCAACUGCUCAAACUUUCCCAAGGCUGACCAGAUGGCUAACAUUUUGUCCAGCAACCAAUGUCGUAAUCCAGACGGCCGUAGAGGACCUUGGUGCUACACUUACAUCAAUGGGACCAACUGCAACAUUCGUUACUGUGAUGCUUGCAAUUUCAGGAAACCAAUCGACGCCCUGACAAGAUGUGCAACCCUUAAAGCAUCGAAUCCUAAUUUCUGCUCUACUGGUGUUCAAAGGUUUGGAUGUUUUGUCGCCUGCAACUUUUCAGUAGAGUCAACAACUAGAGCGGUUUGUGAUCCACCUACCAUCCCCGCUGAUGGGCAGGUGGUCGGUACUCUAAAGUCUCAGUACCUGGAAGGUGAGAAGGUUCAGGUGAAGUGCUCUCUAUACACUGAUAACGGACUGCCAAAUGACAUGUACUGUACGGCAACCGGAUGGACAACUCUUAACCAGGCAUGCCAAGUGUGUCCUAACGACUGGAUUGUGUACGGGGAUCGGUGCUUCCGUUACUUCAGCGACUACAAGACUUAUAGCGCUGCCAAUGCUAACUGCACGUCGUACGGAAACGGCGGUACUUUGUUCCGUGUCAAAGACCAGAUUGAUCAGCAGAUGAUCCGAGAUUUUAAAAAGUUCACGGGAUCCAGCGUCGCCGAUGGUAACUGGAUCAGUGGCACUCUCCAGUCUGCUAACGGGCCAUGGUACUUUACCGAUUCCAACAUACAGAUGACCUACUUCAACUGGUCAGCAGGAGAAACAACCAACAGCAUGUCCUACGACUGUAUCAAGAUGGCCGCUGAGUACUCGUCUGCCAACAACCAAGGAGGAUGGAAGACAUACGACUGUCAGGGGACACAUACGUCACCCUAUAUGUGUGAAAUAUCCACAUAUGGCACCUGUGCUGACAAAGUGGACACAUGUGAGAGUGUGAUGGCCGAAACCCCAACCUUCUGUCUCAACGCUAACACAGUGACUACGGCAAGAUCGUCGUGCGCCCUUUCCUGUGGAUUCUGUUCCAAUACUGUGACCUGCACCGCCCCCACCAGCACCACCUACACCAGGACGUCUGCUCUUGAUACCAUCAAACCAGGUCAGGUCAUGACCUUCACCUGCAAUGCUGGCCAGUACUACGUGUCAGGAGAUCUCAGCAGGGCGUGUUCUAUGUCUGGGAACUUGCUGGGAACUGAACCUGUCUGUCAAUCAACACCUGUUGCCACUGAUGUGAAUCUGAACUCCGUCAGGAGAAGAUUGAACACUCUGCCAGUUAAAACUGUCGUCAUCUUGGACAAAGACGGCUACAGAAUCCCAUUUAACGGCAACAUAACAACCUGGUACUACUUCUGCCAAAAAGCUGGAACUGUGUUCUUUACUGUGUACAGGAAAAGUGGAACCACAUACUCAUUAGUGGGCUACAACAGCGUAAGCUGCUCAGCUGACUUCAAGUGGGGUGCAGACAUAGCAGCUGCCAGCCAGAUCGCCGUCCUGAAGGACGACAUCAUCGGGGCGUUUACACUGACCGCCACCACGCUCAGCGUCAACACGUGCUCCGACACAGUGGAGAAGAUCAUGAACCUGCCCAUCGCCACCAACGUAGCUGGUGCUACCACCUUGAACACGGCCAACUUUGCCACAAAGUCCUGUUACAUCAUGUCUCUUGGAUGUAGGGUUACCCCGACGUAAUCUUUCAAGGCACCAACUUGUUUACUUAAAUCAGCAAGGAUGACGACCGCACAUGUUUACGAUUACUGAACAAACGAAAAUAAAAACAAAAGCUAAA